AUGGACUCCAAGUUCGAUCCAUACUCCCAGAACCUCACCUUCCAUGCGGCUGAUGGAACCCCGUUUCAAGUACCUGUGAUGAUGUUGGAUGAGUUCUAUCAGUACUGUAUCCAGAUAUGCAUCAACUACGGGGCUCAGUUUGGUGCUUCUGUGAUCAUUUUCAUCAUCCUUCUGCUUUUGACUAGACCCGACAAGCGUGGCUCUUCGGUCUUUUUCCUCAACAGCGGUGCUUUGCUGCUCAAUAUGGGCCGGCUCCUCUGCCAUAUGAUCUACUUCACAACCGAUUUCGUGAAAGCCUACCAGUAUUUUGCUGGUGAUCAUUCUAGGGCACCCACUUCCGCGUACGCCAACUCUAUCCUGGGGGUCAUUUUUACAACUCUUCUCUUGAUCUGCAUUGAGACAUCGCUUGUACUCCAGGUCCAAGUCGUCUGUGCCAAUCUUCGACGCCGGUACCGAACCAUUCUCCUCUGCGUGUCGAUCUUGGUUGCCCUUAUUCCUGUUGGAUUUCGCCUAGGAUACAUGGUUGAAAACUGCAAGACAAUUGUCGAAGCUGAUAACCCCCUGUCACUUGUGUGGCUGGAAAGCGCUACCAAUAUCCUCAUCACUAUUAGUAUCUGCUUCUUCUGUAGUAUCUUCAUUAUUAAGCUCGGAUUUGCCAUCCGUCAGCGAAGGAGACUCGGUGUUAGGGACUUCGGGCCGAUGAAGGUGAUAUUUGUCAUGGGUUGCCAAACCUUGACCAUUCCAGCGCUGCUUUCGAUUCUUCAGUAUGCGAUCACAGUCCCCGAACUUAAUUCGAACAUUAUGACCCUGGUCACUAUCUCUCUUCCGCUAUCCUCCAUCUGGGCUGGUGUUUCCCUUACCCGCUCAUCCUCCACCGAGGAUUCCCCGUCUCGUGGUGCCUUGUGGAAUCGCCUCAAUGACUCAGACGGCACGAGGAGCAACCAGACAUCUUCCACGGAUACUACUGUCGCCAUGACCUAUCCAAGUAACAAGUCGAGGACGGUCUGCUAUGCGGAUCAGAGCUCCAUCAGAAGACAGCAUGACCCUGAACAGGGGCAUGGAAUCUCAGUGGAACACGAUGUGUCGGUUCAGAGUUGCCACAGACUUUAG
This is a messenger RNA of Aspergillus bombycis, 1110 nucleotides long. It is a transcript of the gene preB, whose product is annotated as alpha-factor pheromone receptor STE2. Gene Ontology annotation, molecular function: mating-type factor pheromone receptor activity; pheromone binding. Lineage: Eukaryota; Fungi; Ascomycota; Eurotiomycetes; Eurotiales; Aspergillaceae. The coding region runs from base 1 to 1110 and encodes 369 amino acids. Gene Ontology annotation, biological process: G protein-coupled receptor signaling pathway. The record is from RefSeq and is a predicted model, not a curated record. Gene Ontology annotation, cellular component: G protein-coupled receptor homodimeric complex; membrane. The transcript has 2 exons.